AAAUAUUACUGUAUUUAUUUGCACAUAUUAUGUGUAUAUUAUUAUCUAAUCUGUUUUAGAUUGUAGUAUUAUUUGAUAAUGUACUACUGUCACAUGUAGUUCAUUCAUGGUUCAUGAUUUUAUGUUAUAAAAAAGCAACAUAAAAUACAUAUUUUUUCUGAAACAAUCUAAAUUUAUUGUUAAACGUUGUUAAAAAAUAAAAAAUAGAAAGUAUGAGUGGUAUGUGCUCUCGAUAUAUAAUAACGCGAAAUAUUUUUCACCAUUAUCGAAGACAAGAUUUCGUUGUUACUUCAUCUUUUGUACCAUAUUUAUCUUCCAAACAAAUACGUAGCAAUUCUGAUUCUGUAAUACCAGUAAAACUAGCAUAUGUUUCCUAUGAAUCUAUGGAUGGGAAUAAAAAUGCUUCCAAGCGACCUAUAAUAAUAAUGCAUGGUCUUUUUGGUUCAAAGACUAAUUGGAACUUAUUAUCAAAAACAAUUCAUCGGGAUACAGACCGUAAGGUGAUAACUGUAGAUGCAAGAAACCAUGGAGAUUCCCCACAUUCUUCAGAUAUGACAUAUAGUCAUAUGGCACAGGAUAUAGUUCAACUUAUGAAUGAUUUAGGAUUUCAAAAAUCUAUAUUAAUAGGACAUAGCAUGGGUGGUUCUACGAUGAUGUAUGUAGCUUUAAAUUACCCACAGCUAGUAGAGAAAUUAAUAAUAGUUGAUAUGUCUCCUGUGAGGGUCAGUCCUCAGCUCAUGGAAAUGGAAAAAAUAUUCAAAGCCAUGCGCACAGUAAAUUUAGAAGGAAUCGCAACAUUGACAAAAGCACGUACUAGUAUAAGAAAUCAACUUGCAAGUGGUAUUAAAUCAUUACCUUUACGUCAGUUUUUAGUAAUGAAUUUAGUAGAAGCAGAUAUUGGGAAAUAUAAAUGGCGGCUCAAUUUACCUGUAUUAGAGCAAAACUUUGCAUCACAAAUAGCUGUAUUUCCAGAUGUAGGAUCAAAAGUAUACGAUGGACCGACAUUGUUUAUAGGUGGUUCUAACAGUGAUUAUAUAAGAGUAGAAGAUCAUGAUAAAAUAAAAAAAUUAUUUCCAUCUGCUGGAUUUACUUAUAUAAAUGGUGCAAAUCAUUGGGUACAUGCAGAUAAACCAACAGAGUUUUUAAAAAUAACGAUUGAUUUCGUUAAUCAGACAUAAUUUAUUAUCAUUUCAUAUGUAAAAAAAAUACACAAUAUGUUUUGUAAAUAUAUACAUGUAUUUGUGAA
This is a messenger RNA of Bombus pascuorum, 1246 nucleotides long. Its product is annotated as protein ABHD11. Lineage: Eukaryota; Metazoa; Arthropoda; Insecta; Hymenoptera; Apidae. Gene Ontology annotation, cellular component: mitochondrion. The coding region runs from base 213 to 1178 and encodes 321 amino acids. The transcript has 4 exons. The record is from RefSeq and is a predicted model, not a curated record.